AGGAGGCGGACGCGGACGCGAGCGAACCAGACGCCGCCUGCCCGGAGCACUCACUCCCCCCCUCACCCUCAUCGCCACCGCCCCCCGCCUCCUCCUUGUCCUUUGCCGUCGCCUCCGUUCCCCUUCCCUCCCCGAUCGGAACCGCGGCCUCCGAUCGAUCGCCGGGAUGCGGCUCUGACGCGGCUCCGCCGGGUCCCAGCGAUUUCCCGACCGAGCCCCGCGUUCCACUCCCCUGAAUCCCCGCGCGCCACGCGGGUGACAAUCCCCGCGCGCGCGCCAUGGCUGUGUCCUCGCCGGUGGUGCUGUCGCUGCUGCUCCUCGCGUCGCUCACGGCGCUGUUGGUCGCGGCGCCGCGCCUGUCCCCGCCGCCGCAGCCGGCGCCGGCGGAGGCGGAGGCGCCGCCGGCCGGCGCGGGGGUCGGGGCUGGCGGGGCGGCGGGGGUCUGGGCCGUGGGCGCGGGGGAGGAGGCCGACGACCUGCGGCUGUUCCGGCGCGCGGCGCUGGAGGCCGCCGCGGCAGAGGCGGAGGCGGCGGGCCCGCCCAAGGUGGCGUUCCUGUUCCUCACCAACUCCGACCUCACCUUCGCGCCCCUCUGGGAGCGCUUCUUCGCCGGGAACGAGGCGCGCCUCACCGUCUACGUCCACGCCGACCCGGCCGCGCGCCUGCGCCUCCCCGCCACGCGCUCCUUCCGGGGCCGCUUCGUCGCCGCCAAGCCCACGCGCCGCGCCGACGCCAGCCUCAUCGCCGCCGCGCGCCGCCUGCUCGCCGCCGCGCUGCUCGACGACCCCGCCAACGCCUACUUCGCGCUGCUGUCGCAGCACUGCGUCCCGCUCCACUCCUUCCAGCGCCUCUACGCCGCGCUCUUCCCGCCCCCCGCCCCCGGCGCGCGCCGCGGCCUUCGGCAGCGGCGGCGGCUCCCGAGCUACAUCGAGGUGUUCACGGGUGAGCCGCAGAUGCCCGCUCGCUACGCGGCGCGCGGGGAGGGCGCCUUGCUCCCCGAGGUCCCCUACGACCGGUUCCGCAUCGGCUCCCAGUUCUUCACGCUGGCACGCCGCCACGCCGUGCUCGUCGUCCGGGAGCGCCGCCUCUGGCGCAAGUUCCGGGUGCCCUGCCUCCCGGAGAUGGCGCAGGACUCGUGCUACCCGGAGGAGAACUAUUUCCCGACGCUGCUCGACAUGGCCGACCCCGCCGGCGUCGCGCGGUACACGCUCACCCGCGUCAACUGGACCGGCAGCGUCGCGGGCCACCCGCGCACGUACACCGCGCCGGAGGUCACGCCGCGGCUCAUCGCCGAGCUCCGCGCAUCCAACAACACCCUUCCGCACAUGUUCGCGCGCAAGUUCGCGCCCGACUGCCUCGGCCCGCUCCUCGCCAUCGCCGACACCGUCAUCUUCAAGGACUGAUGAGGAGCUCCUCUGCACGACCCAGGGAUCAUGCCGGGCCCGUCGACAACGAAAGCUGUGGCCCUCCUCUUUGGCCUUUGCAGUUUGCAUCUUCAGAGUUUUUCAGUCUAGACUCUGGGAUUAUUCCCCACGUUCUGUUCAGAAGAAAGAAAACUGUUCAGUUCCUCCCCCCUCCUCCUCCUCCUCCUCCUCCCUGUACUAGUAGUACCGGAGUGGUUCUGUACUCCCUGUAUGUAGACUUAGUAGAGAAGAAGAAAGCCACGGCCUGAAGCUAACCGGCAGGCGUUGCACUUGCAGGAUCAUCAGACGAUGACGAUCCAUCCAUCCAUCCAUCUGAUGUGUGUGUAUUUUACCUGGAGCAGCCAAAGAAGGCUGCCUGAAUGCAUAAAAAGGUGAUGGAUUUGCCUACAUAGUAGAUAAUAUAAGCCCCUCUUGUUUGUACAGCUUGUUACUCGUGGACUCUGCUUUCGUGCAAGUUUAAGUGUAUGUGCAUAAGUAAAGGUUGCUUGCAAAUUUCAAUCA
This is a messenger RNA of Panicum virgatum (switchgrass), 1925 nucleotides long. Its product is annotated as glycosyltransferase BC10-like. The record is from RefSeq and is a predicted model, not a curated record. The transcript is spliced from 2 exons. The coding region runs from base 279 to 1403 and encodes 374 amino acids. NCBI's taxonomy places the organism in Eukaryota, Viridiplantae, Streptophyta, Magnoliopsida, Poales, Poaceae. Gene Ontology annotation, molecular function: glycosyltransferase activity. Gene Ontology annotation, cellular component: membrane.